ACAUAGUUUUAUGCUGCGCCUGCGAUCUCUAAAUGAAGCGUUGACAUAAUUAUGAUCUAUAUUUUCGUGUUAUAUGUUAUUUUAUAGGUCUUUAGCCUUGUUGAGGAGCAGAUCUAUUUUAACCAAUAGAAACAUGGGAUGACUGAAAACCCACCUUUUUUGUUUUUUUUUUGACGUUUGUUGGUAGUUUAUGUGUCAAAACUGUCAAAUGUCAAGCAAUAAAUUAUUUAUUGUUUAUUUUCUGUGAUUAUAUUUUUGGUAUGAGGAUGACGGCAAUGUAGGAACAAUCUUCGAAGGUUUUGCCUAUUUCUAUCGACUAAAUGUGUCAUACAAAUAUGAUAUAUGAUAUGAUUUGAGAUAAUUUGGUAACAGGUAGAUUUUGUUGACGAAUCAUAUACAACCAAAUUUUUCAUUUUUAAAACUAAGAAUUUUAAAGAUAAAUUUAUCAAGAUGAGAUGGUAAAACAUAUUUUAUUUAAACAAAUUAUAUUACAUGUAUCAGUUGGAUGGUUUAUAUGUCAGGGACAAUGGAAGGAAACAGUAGAGGAGAUACUAAAAAUAGGGAUAUAGACUGGUCCAAAUAUGGACUUGGUAAUGAAACUGCACAAAGAGUGAGAGCAAAUACUAGUGGAUUUGUAGAUUUAUCGACAGAUGGGCAUUAUGCCGCAGGUGGACAUCAGGCAUCAGGUGCAAAUGAAUUAUUUGCAGAAGAGCAAGGGGAUAUUCCAUGGUGGAAGUCAAACUUCUUUAUAUCGCAGCCUGUUCUGUUUGGUACUUGGGAUGGCGUUUUUACUUCCUGCCUAAUUAAUAUAUUUGGAGUUAUUGUAUUUCUACCAGGAUGGAUAGUAAGCCAGGCUGGAGUAGUGAGUGGUGUAUUGAUAGUGUUAGCAACAGUUGGUACUGCUUUAAUCACAGUAUUAUCAGCAGUAGGAAUAUGUGAGAGAUGCCGGAUAGAAAGUGGGGGAGUUUAUUUUGUAUUAGGACAUGUACUUGGAUCUAGAUUUGGAGGUUCUUUAGGAUUAUUAUAUUGCUUUGGCCAGGCUGUGGGUUGUGCACUUAAUGUAUUAGGUUUUGGCGAAUCACUCGCAGAGCUAAUAGGAUUUGGAGAUUCUACAUGGGCAGUUAGAAUUAUAGCUAUAACUGCAGUUAUUUUGUUAAGUAGCAUUAAUAUAGCAGGAGUGAAAUGGGUGAUAAAGCUUCAGUUUAUUUUAUUACUAAUUUUGUUAUUAGCUGGGCUUGAUUUUAUGGUUGGCAGCUUUAUAUACAAAGAUAAUAGUGAAGGUUUUGAUGGUUGGUGGAGCAGCAAUAAUAUACAACUAAAUUUAUGGUCAAACUACACAGAUGGUUAUAGUAUGUUCGCAGUGUUUGGCGUUUUUUUUCCAACUAUAACUGGUGUAUUAGCCGGUAUUAACAUGAGUGGCGAUUUAAGGGCUCCUUCGACCAAUAUACCCAAUGGAACUUUGGCAGCUAUUAGUUUUGGGACAUUUUUGUACUUGGUUUUUAUUGUUUUCUUGGGUGCUACAUGCCAAAGAAAGUUCUUGCAGCAGGAUUAUAUGAUUGCUGCUAAAGUUUCUGCCAUAGGAUUUCUGUUUUUAGCCGGAUUGUAUGUAUCUUCUAUGUCAAGUUGUUUAGGUGCAAUGUAUGGUACCCCACGGGUAUUGCAAUCUAUUGCAUUGGAGAAUGUAAUUCCUGGUAUUGGAAUAUUAGGAAUGGGGCGUGGCCCAAAUAAAGUGCCUCUAUACUCUAUGGCUAUGGUAGCAACAGUAACGUUUGCCUUUAUUCUAGUAGGUAAUAUUAACACCCUUGCACCUAUUGUAACGAUGCCGUAUCUACUAACGUAUGCUUGCAUUGACUACUCGUACUUUGCGUUAGCUCAAACCUUUGAUUUACAACAUCAAAGGGAACAACGUUUUCAUCGUCCAAGAGUUCAAGCCACUGUUAGCGUGGAUUAUGAAACUGACGAUUUAGAUAGGUUGUUUCCAGAACGUACGAGACAUAAAAAUUUGAGGGGUGAAUCUAGUUCAAAUUCACCGUCUACCCCAGUAGAUUCUGAGACUACUCCUAUUGCACCAAAGAACCAUAUACAUUCAAAGCAGAAAAAUUGGUAUUCUCAUUUGUGUAACAGAUGGCUUUCACUUGCCGGUGUCCUAAUAAAAAUUCUAAUUAUGUUCUUAGUAAGUUGGGUGUAUGCAGUGGCUUGUAUAGGCGUGGUGUUUUUGGUAUGGCUGUAUAUUGGAACCGCCAAUCCUGCUGUGAAACCUGGUUUAGCUAGUGAAUUUCAUUUCUUGAGAUGGUUUAAGAAUGUUGUUUUAAGAUGCUGUGGAAAAAGGGUAGCGGAUUAUGAACAGAUAAUAGUGACCCCAGUACACCCUAGGCUUGAUCUAUCAACCGCACAAUUAAAUGAAGACAAUGAGGACUUCUCAAAUAGAAGAAGAUACCAUCAGUCCGCAACAGUUUCUGGUCACAUGGUUGAGAUGGAUGACUAAUGCAAUUUCUACAUAAAAAAACAUUUAUUUUUUUAAUCAUUAAUUUUGUUACUCUUUUACAUAUUUAAAAUAUAUAUUGACUAAUUUUUCA
Anthonomus grandis grandis is the source of this 2576-nucleotide messenger RNA. Its product is annotated as solute carrier family 12 member 8. Lineage: Eukaryota; Metazoa; Arthropoda; Insecta; Coleoptera; Curculionidae. Gene Ontology annotation, molecular function: potassium:chloride symporter activity. Gene Ontology annotation, biological process: potassium ion homeostasis; chloride ion homeostasis; chloride transmembrane transport. The record is from RefSeq and is a predicted model, not a curated record. Gene Ontology annotation, cellular component: membrane.